ACAAUGUAUCCAAAUACAGAGAAAAACUCCUGGUGAAGCGGCUGAGAUCACACUUUUAUAAAGAUGGCUUUUAUUAAAGAGGAGAGUGUAGACGUGAAGAUUGAAGAAAUAUUCAGAGUCAAACAAGAAGAUACUGAGGAACAAACAGACUUGAUGCUGCCAAAAGAGGAGAGUCAAGAAUGGAAUGAUCUAAAGGAAGAGAAAGAUCUGGUUGAGAAACAAAAUGAUUUCAUGAAUGGAGAAAAAUCUUUUAACUGCUUACAGACUUUCACACAACAAAGUGCUCAAAAGAAUGGAACCAGUAUUUAUUUAACCUGCAUUCAAUGUGGAAAGAGUUUCACUGAAAAGGGAAACCUUAAUGUCCACAUGAGAAUUCACACUGGAGAGAAGCGUUUCAGCUGCCAACAGUGUGGGAAAAGUUUCAUUCAAAAAGAAAGUCUUAAAAGCCACAUGAGAAUUCACACUGGAGAGAAGCCGUACACCUGCCCUCAGUGUGGAAAGAGUUUUUCACAUAGAGGAACAAUUAAUGAGCAUAUGAGGAUUCACACUGGAGAGAAGCCGUUCACAUGUGACAAGUGUGAUAAGAGCUUCAGGCUUAAAGUAAAUCUUUCUGGCCACAUGAGGAUUCACUCAAGAGAGAACUGUUUUCUAUGUCAUCAGUGUGGAAGGAGUUUCACAGAUGAGAAACACCUUCAGAAUCAUGUAAUAACCCACACCAGAGAGAAUCCUUUCAUGUGCCAUCACUGUGGAAAGACUUUAUCAAACAAUAGAAACCUUAAGAUUCACAUUAGAGUUCACACUGGGGAGAAACCUUUCACCUGCCUUCAGUGUGGAAAGAAUUUCACAGUUAAAGGAAACCUAAAGAGUCACAUGAGACUUCACACUGGAGAGAAGCCUUACACGUGUCAUCAGUGUGAGAAGAGAUUUGCAUAUCACACCGACUUCAAACGUCAUUUGCAAACUCAUUCUGGAAAGAAAUUGCAGGGUUCUUCAGUGUGACAAGGUUUAAAAAACUGGAAGUCCAUUUAAUUGUUAUCAAUGUAAUAUUUACAUUUACUCAUUUAGCAGACACUUUUAUCCAAAGCGUCUUACAAAUGAGGAUAAUAGAAGCAGUCAAAACUAAACAAAAGAGCAACAAUAUAUAAAUGUAAAUGACUAGUCUUGGUUGGCCAAACGCAGUACACGUAGAAAGGUAGGUAUAUGCACAUGAGCCUCUUUGAGAUAGCACAAUGAUAUGCCAAUCACUUGCAGAACACAAGCUUAUAGAGGGAAUAUAAGUCUGAAGUAAUGAAUUUAGGUAAAGGGGUGCAGAGCCAGUGGUGGUUCUGUAGGCAAACAUUAAUACCUUGAAUUUUAUGCGAACAGCUACUUGAAGCCAGUGAAAAUUGAUAAUAAGUAAUAAAUUAAUGAGCAGAA
This is a messenger RNA of Carassius carassius (crucian carp), 1416 nucleotides long. Its product is annotated as gastrula zinc finger protein XlCGF7.1-like. The transcript has 2 exons. Lineage: Eukaryota; Metazoa; Chordata; Actinopteri; Cypriniformes; Cyprinidae. Gene Ontology annotation, cellular component: nucleus. Bases 64 to 999 code for a protein of 311 amino acids. The record is from RefSeq and is a predicted model, not a curated record. Gene Ontology annotation, molecular function: RNA polymerase II cis-regulatory region sequence-specific DNA binding; DNA-binding transcription factor activity, RNA polymerase II-specific. Gene Ontology annotation, biological process: regulation of transcription by RNA polymerase II.